This is a messenger RNA of Encephalitozoon cuniculi GB-M1, 1002 nucleotides long. RefSeq lists its product as uncharacterized. NCBI's taxonomy places the organism in Eukaryota, Fungi, Microsporidia, Unikaryonidae. The transcript has a single exon. Bases 1 to 1002 code for a protein of 333 amino acids. The record is from RefSeq and is marked provisional.
AUGCGAAAAACCUAUGAGCUAACAAGCAGGCUGAACAAGAAGAUGAAGGCCUAUAAGAAAAGAGUUUUAGAUCCAGGAACAAAGCUGGAUGUAAUAAAGGAUAAUGAUGAUCUUGAGAACAUCGAUGACUACUGGAAAACGGCAGAAUCAGUCCUCAAGGACGACACCACAGUCGAAAUCGAAGAAACAUCAAUAUAUAAGAGUGAGACCGAAGAAGAAAAAAGUGAAGAUAAGGGAGCAGAUGCUCAGAGUGACACUCUAUUUGACAUCAAGACGAUUAGGGAAAGUCUAUCCACCAAAUCCAAGGACAUCGCUUUUCAUGGGGAGUCAUCAGGGACGAACAUCAUUCUUGAGAACAAGGGACCCUCCAGUUCGUUUGAGAAGAUCGGGAGUGGAUUUGAGGACUGCUGUGAAAGUCUGGAGGUUGGCGGGAGUUUUGCUGAUAAAUUGGAUGAUGAGCUAAGGCCUGGAGUGCCUGGGAAACAGGAUAUGGGGACGGAGAGCGAUAGCAAUCCGCGAAAGGAGGUUCCGGGAGAUCAUGGAAUAAGUCCUGCAAAGGAAAUAAGAAACAGAUACAGGAAAAGGCUCCAGAGCCUUGGAAAGGAAUCGGAAGGAGCUUCAGUAAGAAAAAGCAUGAUCCAGUCCAAGGAGAUCUACGAAUAUAAGGGAGAAACAAUCUACAACUCCAAGGGAAAGGAGGUUGCAGUGACAAGCAUAUCUGGACUGUAUAAGGGAAGGAGUGCGUUUGAGCUCCUCGUGACAUCGGAUAGUCUCGAAACUGCGGUUCUAUUUCUAAACAACUUAGCCUUUAUAAAGCCUGAAAGGGCUGUCUGUAACUUUUCAGUAUUUAUGAUCAAAGGAACAGUGUGCAUAGAGAUGGGACAGGAUAAAAUAAUCCUCAAGAGAGGAAGCAUCUGUGUCAUUGAGAAGGGGACGGUGUACUCCAUCAGUAACUCUUUCGGUACAAGAUGCACCAUACUACUGACCUACUCUAUUACCUAA